Molecule: messenger RNA, 2137 nt
Organism: Anolis sagrei ordinatus
Lineage: Eukaryota; Metazoa; Chordata; Lepidosauria; Squamata; Anolidae
Gene: MAPK15
Product: mitogen-activated protein kinase 15
Biological process (GO): protein phosphorylation; intracellular signal transduction
Cellular component (GO): nucleus; cytoplasm
Molecular function (GO): ATP binding; MAP kinase activity
Source: RefSeq, a predicted model, not a curated record
UCUCUCUCUCCGGCCAUGAGUGCGGAGGCGGCGGCAGUGGAGGUGGAGGAGGCCGUGGCCAGGCGCUACGAGGUCAAGCGGCGCCUCGGGAAGGGGGCCUACGGGAUCGUGUGGCGCGCGCGGGACCGCAAGACCGGCGCCGCCGUGGCCGUCAAGAAGAUCUUCGACGCCUUCCGCAACCGCACCGACGCCCAGAGGACCUUCCGAGAGAUCGCCUUCCUCCAGGAGUUCGGGGCACACCCCAACAUCAUCAAGCUCCUGAAUGUCAUCCGGGCGCAGAACAACAAGGACAUUUACCUGGUCUUUGAGUCCAUGGAGACGGACCUCCACGCUGUGAUCAAGAAGGGCAACCUGCUGAAGGACAUCCACAAGUGCUACAUCCUGUACCAGCUGCUGAAGGCCACCAAGUACAUCCAUUCGGGGGACGUCAUCCACAGGGACCAGAAGCCUUCCAACGUCCUGCUGGACGCCGACUGCUUUGUGAAGCUAUGCGACUUUGGGCUGGCCCGCUCCCUGCGCCAGGCCCACCACCCUCAAAGCAGCCCCCCGCUCACCGAGUACGUUGCCACCCGCUGGUACCGGGCCCCAGAGAUCCUGCUGGCCUCCCACAGCUACACCAAAGGGGUGGACAUGUGGAGCAUCGGCUGCAUCCUGGGGGAGAUGCUCCUGGGGAAGCCCCUCUUUCCCGGCUCCUCCACCAUCAACCAGAUUGAGCAGAUCCUGCGGGUGGUUCCUGCCCCCUCCCCAGAAGAUGUGGCCGCCUUCCAUUCGGACUACAGAGCGUCCAUCAUCAGCCGCUUGAGUGGCCAGCAGCGGGUGACCUUUGAGGAGCUCCUCCCGCCCUCCACGCCCCCGCAGGCCCUGGACCUUCUCAAGCGGCUCCUGGCCUUCAACCCUGAGAAGCGGCCGACGGCGGAAGAGGCGCUGGAGCACCCCUACGUGCGAAGGUUCCACUCUCUGGCCAGAGAGCCUUCCCUCCGCGGCAGCGUGGUCCUUCCCCUGGAUGACGACGUGCAGCUCUCCGUGGCCGAGUACCGCAAUAAGCUCUACGAGAUGAUCCUGGAGAAGAAGGCCCACAACCAGCGUCAGAAGCAGGAGCAGCUCCACCGCCCUCAGUCGCAGGAGGAGGAUCCUUGCCUGGCCCCCCCAGAGGCCCAGGAAGCCCCCAGAGCAAAAGCCACCUCCACUGCAGCAGCAUCCCAUGGAGGCCUGCCCAGGAACCGCUCUGCCCCGCUCCUUGUGCAGGCACGGCAGCAAGAGACAACGGCGGGCGCUGCGCUUGGGCGGAGAGGGAGGAGGCGGGGGUCCUGCCCCCCCGGGAGUGCCCAUCCCGCCCCCCAAGGCGUGCCGCACUACCUCGAGGGGGGUCUGCCGGCCCCCCGGCCCCCUUUCUCGCUCUCUGCGCAGGCCCACCAGCUGGCCCUCCACCAGCCUCUGAUGCGCAAGGAGCCCCCUCCGCCAGGGGAGAAUGCGAGGCGCUCCGAGUCUCUCGGCCGAGGGGCGGCCCCCCUCCCGAAGCAGCCUUGCAAGAAGCUCUUCCAGGGGACGGCCAACGUGGGCGCGGCAGGGGACCCCAAGGCCUGCCUGGGCAGCUACUCCCAGUCCUAUGGCACCAUCUGCCAGUCCGCCCUCCAGGGCCUGACCCUGGCCAGGGUUUGCCCUCAGGGCGCUGGCCCAUAGCAUAGCGCCCAGCCAGCCCGGAGGAGUGGGGUGUCCCUCCCACACAAUGUGGCCUCUCCUUGGGGGGCAGGGGGGCGGCAGCCUCUUUGGCAGGAGAGAGGCAGGCAGCAAGCCAGAGGGGCUUCCGGGGGCUCUGGCCAGCUCAUGCCAGGGAAAGCCGCUGGUCCCGCCCUGCCGCUGCCCGUGCACAGGCCUUGGCUCUUGGAAGACUUCCAGCGGGUGCCUUCCUUGCUCUCUCUCUCUCUCUCUCUCUCUCUGCUGUGGAGGGCAAGGGCCGGGCUGUGCCUCCUCCCCCUCGUCCUCCUUCUCUGGAGGGCAGGGUUGGGCCACCUUGCCCAGGCAGGCUCCAUCGGUGCAGAGAACGGCCAGGAUUUUGGGAUCAACCCCCUUUGGUGCCGGCAAUGCCCGGGUUCGAUCUUUUGUAACAAGAACAAUAAAACAGGAUUCAUGUUUGGGA